ACAUGACCGCAUGUCACAUGACUCGCCUUUUAAACAUGGCGGCGUCCGGCAUCCCGCAGUGGAACGAUAGAGCGGAGACGCUGCAUCGGAGGCUGGAGGGUCUGCGGGAGGCGGACAGGGACGACCCACUGUUAUUAAAAGCAUCUGCUACAUUACAAAGUUUGAAGGACACGUGUUCCAAAGACACCCAGAACUGUAAUAGAUUACCAUGUCUGCGCCUUUAUAGUCAGGCUAUAUUAGACAUUACUUACUAUGAAGAGAAUCGGCUUGUGGAUGAAGAAUUUGCGAACGAUGACUCCCUGCAGAAAGUCCGAGAACUUAUUCAGAUUAUUACAGAGCCAGAGACUUUAUUUGAGGAGAGCAAUGCUUCUAAACAGCAUUUCCACCUUGACAUGGAUGUUGAGGAAUGCCUACAUUGGCGGAGAGGAGCCUUGCUCUACAUGUACUGUCAUACAAUUGGUGAAAGAGAGAACUGGAACCUGAGUGACCAGAGAACUUUCCACCAGUGUCUCAAGGAUGGUGUUUACUAUCUUCUAAAAAUGCUGAAGACAAGAAGUCCUAUUCAACUGAAUAAUGAGGUUUCAUUUCAGGACAUAAACACAGCCACGUUAUUAGCUAAAGGUAUCUUCAGUGACGUCCAUGUCCUGGCUUUGAUGUACUGCGGAGAGAUGUGCUUCUGGGCGCUCAGUUACUGUUCAGACAUCCCACCUGGAUCUGAUUCUGAGACGCACAACAAAAUCCUGAACUUUAAAGAAGUUGGGGAAAAAGUUUUGGACACUUAUGUCAGUGUUUGUGAAGGUCCUCUAAAUGGACAUGGCUGGAGCACAGAGAACGCCAAGAAGAUUCUAGAGUUUCUAAGAAUGAGAUGAGGUUUAUCAAAUGUGCCUAUUGAUUAUGCCUAAGAAUUCAGUUUUAUAUUUAAAGUAUUAUACAUUUAUGC
Nanorana parkeri is the source of this 940-nucleotide messenger RNA. It is a transcript of the gene RIMOC1, whose product is annotated as chromosome unknown C5orf51 homolog. Lineage: Eukaryota; Metazoa; Chordata; Amphibia; Anura; Dicroglossidae. Bases 3 to 869 code for a protein of 288 amino acids. Gene Ontology annotation, biological process: mitophagy. The transcript is spliced from 6 exons. The record is from RefSeq and is a predicted model, not a curated record.